Messenger RNA from Girardinichthys multiradiatus, 4681 nucleotides. RefSeq names its product Rab interacting lysosomal protein-like 1 (gene rilpl1). The coding region runs from base 828 to 1859 and encodes 343 amino acids. Gene Ontology annotation, molecular function: protein dimerization activity. Lineage: Eukaryota; Metazoa; Chordata; Actinopteri; Cyprinodontiformes; Goodeidae. Gene Ontology annotation, cellular component: cytoplasm; ciliary basal body. The record is from RefSeq and is a predicted model, not a curated record. Gene Ontology annotation, biological process: cilium assembly. The transcript has 9 exons.
CUUCCUAGAUAACCUUUCAGACAUCAAGCACACAGAUGACCUUCCACAGAAAUGUAAGCUAUGUUUACAGGGAAAAUGGAGAGGAAUAUAAAAUAUCAUAAUUAAAAAAGAAAUAGAGGAAAAUGGUAGAACAUUUUUAGCAAAAAGAUUUAUAAGACUUGUUAGGAUGGCCCUUAGUGUUUGGUUUAACAAAUACAAGUAAAAACCCUGUUUCACAGGUCGCAGCAGCAGCUUUAGCAACAGCAGCAGCAGCCUUUUAUAGCCCACUUCCUUCCCCCAUUAACAGACCUACCAUAAAACAGGGGAGACAAACAUAUAUACACUAACAUACAAAGCAGCUAAAACAUCACCCUUAACAAACAUUAUCUAUCACUAAACGCCUCUCAAAACAUUUCUAUACAUAGAUUCAAGGCCAUAACCUUAAACACUAAAGUGCACAGUUUACUUCUCCCCUUCAAUUCAUAAUGAACUCUUCCGGAACCUUUAAAAGGUGCUCAGGCCCCCAGGGAAUCUUUUAGCCUGAACACCCUGCAGAGGAAGAGACAGAAGUAAGUCAUUUGUACCACAAUACACUGGAAAACAACCUCACACUAUUUCAAAGAUUACUCAGUUAUACUGGUAUUUUAUCCAUUUGUUUGGUUUGUUAACAGGACAGGUCAUCAUCAGUACCAGCUGAGAAGAAGCUGCCUAAACACCCACAAAGCACAAAGGAAACAGGCAAUAGGAAGGAGUUGGAGCGGGUGGAGGAUGUGUGGCGGGGAGAAGCCCAGGAUCUUCUGUCCCAGAUCGCUCAGCUGCAGGAGGAGAACAAAAACCUCCUCUCCAACAUGUCCCUCAAAGACUCUGUGAACGAGGAGGACCUGCAGAGGCACGAGGGUAUGACGGAGAGAGAGAAGCAGGUGAUGAUGAAGUUGAAGGAGGUGGUGGACAAACAGAGGGACGAGAUUCGAGCGAAGGAUCGCGAGCUAACGCUGAAAAACGAGGACAUAGAAGCACUCCAGCAGCAACAAACUCGUCUCAUGAAAAUCAACCACGACCUGCGCCAUAAGAUCUCCGUGGUGGAGGCUCAGGGGAAAGCACUGAUUGGACAGAAGGUGGAGCUGGAGGCCGGCGCCCAGGCACAAGCGCAGGAAGUCGGCGCCCUGCGGCAAGAAGUAGCGCGUUUGCGGGAACGGCUUCAAGGAGAGCCGACUGCACAGAACCCUGAGGAACUCCCGCUGCCUCAGCCCCCGUCACCAGCUGAGCGUGAUAAAAGUGCCAAAGUGGUUUUGAAUGCUGAGGGUUGGUCAGACAGACCCGACGCCUGCCAGCUGGUGCUGGGUGGGUUUGGUCCACCCCUGCAGCCCCAAGCUUGCUCCCUGAGUUCAGAAGGACAUGAGGAUGAGGAGGCAGAGGACGAAGCUGCGUUGCUUUGGGAGGCGAUGUGUGAUGAGGACAUGCCUGGUGUGUUCCAAUAUUUCACCAAGGAGGCGAUGUGCGAGGAGGAGUCGGGCGGACUGGACCCGAAGGACCCCAACAGGCCCCGCUUCACUCUGCAGGAGCUGAGGGACGUCCUACAUGAGAGGAAUGAGCUCAAGGCCAAAGUGUUCCUACUGCAGGAGGAGCUGGCGUACUACAAGAGUGAUGAAGUAGAGGAUGAGAUUGCAACUUCUUCUCCGUCUCCCUCCCCUGAACUGAGGACCCGCUCCCGAUCUUCCACCCAGCCUGAAUCAGGAAUCAAGCGCCUGUUUAGUUUCUUUUCACGUGACAAGCAGCGCGGCUCGCAGCAGGGCGCACAGCUCGAUGCCAGCUUUGGCACAUGGACACAGAGAGAUGACGUGUACACGGAACAAGCCCAGGAGGCUCUGCAGCAUCUGUAGGAACACUCCACAUCCAUCACUCCCCCCUGCACAUUAAACUGCCUCUAGUGACUCAUUCUGCAGACAUAAUGUGCUUCAAGGUGAGAGGACUUGCAGGAUGAAGAGGAUCUUCAUGGGGAAAUGCAUUAAAACGUUUAUUUAAACGUAAGAAGAAACUGUUGUCAGUUAGAGAUUGUGAUGCUUUAAAGGCAGGAAUCAUUUGCACCGGAGGUGGUUAAUCCACACUGAAGGAUGGAGAGAGGAGGUUGCAGAGGAGAUGAGACAUGAGUGUGCAGCAAAUUUAUUUAGACUGAAAAAGAAAGUUAUCCAGAUUGUUGUUGGUUUUAUUUUUUUUAUUUCGUCAAGUAGAAGGUGAAGCUGCAAGGUAAAGUUUACACUCACUUUAGUUUUACAGUUGAGCAAUAUUUUUUACCUUAACAUUUUCUGUCACAUUGGCCCCAACAUGGGAUCACCACCAGCAUUUAGUGCAUUCUGAGCAGCUCCAUGGAGCAAAUCAAGGCCUGAGUUGGAGAAGUUGCAGCUAAUCAUGAUUUAAACUGUGCCUAGCGCCAGAUAAAACACAACACAUUUUUACAGCAGGAAACACUAAGGCCCAUUUCUGCAAAGAAAACAGCAUGAAGAAAUAAUGGUGGCGCAGUAUCGAAACUAAACUAAAAUACCAAAACUAAUGAUAGUAUGACACAUUUUGGGUUUAUUUAGACUUCCCUUUGAGAUUGUUAUUAGAUAUAGUAUCAGGAAUAGCUUUUAUUUUAUACUUCAUUGUACUCACAUCCUUUUUUAACUAAGAAAUUCUUAAUAUUAUUUAUUACAUCACUUUAAUCAAUCAUCCCAAUUCUGAUUAAAAAGCCUGAAUACGUCGUAGCCUAGAGUCAGCGGAUUGUUUUAUUACAUUAAAAUAAUUUAUCCAAAAUAGCAUUGGUUUAAGCGAACUAAUCAUUUGGAUUCAUUUCACUAAUGUCUUUAGACUUUAUAAAAUGGCUUCUUUUUUUGUUUUUUGUCCUGGUUUUUACAACAAUUUAAUUUCUAUAAAAUCUACACAUGGGUACAUACGUCACCCUCCACAAUUAUAGGCACUCCUGAUAUAAAUUUGAAAAAAGUAAAUGCAGUAAAUUAAGAUGCUGCAUUUAAUCAGUGUUACAUUGUGUGCAUUAGUGUUGAGAUUGUGUCCCAUUUAACUUUUACCAUUGACUUUCUGGAUGCUGCGGUAUCUGGCUUUCUCGAUGGCAACAGAUUUUUUUAUCCCAACAGACGAUUAGGGAGGGCAGCCUUUUCUUUCUAACAAUACAUGUGAAUGAAUGCAAACAGCUCGAGCCUUCAACAAAUUCGUGUCUAGCUUUAGCCGACAGUGUUUUCAUGCAGAGCAGUUUGAACCAAUAGACAAAACCUCUGGAAAAGUCGUUGAAGGACCAGUUUUUCAGUUGUGCUCUUCGCAGGUUUCAUCCAAACCAGCAGCUGUAUGAGUCGGUCACAUGACACAGACGGACAGGGAGCUGCAGCAGCCAAUACGGUCUCUCUUUAAUUGUGAAUCUCAUUGCAAAUGAUGGAGACCUUGGUUGUUAGAGAAAGUCCGGUUGGUUAGAUCAACAAAGCCAUGUGCAGAGUCUGGAAGCUGUGGAAACGUUUCAUUAAGCCGAGUUAAAAAGAAAACUGACGAGGGAAAACACAGCUGUGCAAUAAAUGAGUUCAACAACAGCCAUAUUAAGUUUUGGCUGCAGACUCUCAUACGGAUUGUUUAAAAAUACUGUGAUUUAGAUGGCAUCGGAACGUCUCUAGUUUUUAGUUUACCAGAACAUUAACUUACCCGCUGACCAUGAUUUUACCUUGGUACACUAUAAGACUGUCACUGCUGCAUCUGACUAUUCUGACACAAUCACUGUAGCUUUGUUAUAGAAUUAUUUUAUGAAUAUUUCUGAGUUAGCACCAUAUAACUUUUAUAAAAGAGAUGAAGAAUUUAUGAUGUUAUGAUUUUCUUGGCAGAAAUGGGAUUCCAUGACAAAAUGUGUUUCCUUUUUUUUGACCCAUCAGGAAAUUAACUUUCUGCUACCAAUAUCUGAACAAUAAUCCUCCACUAAUAUAUUUCUGCAAUUUUAAUGAUGCCAAAUCAGUAACAGUGUAUGCUGUCAACGUGCAAGCCGCCAUUUAAUUAAUAAGUAUGACAUUAGCCGGUUAAACCAAAACUGCUUGUUUCCUGUCUGCUGUAUUUCAUGAUUUCCUGCAGAUGUUUGGAUCUUCAUGAUAGACUUAGUUAUUUAAAAACAGAUGUCCCUCCAUGGAAGUUCAAAUCUAUUGUGUUUUAGACCAUAUUUUCUGGAAGGCCUCCAGUACAAACAUCUGUCAAAUUCAUACAGUAGAUUGCUCAGAAGGAGGCUUCUAAGAAACAUCAGUAAAGUUAAAGUUUGGUUUAUAUUUUUCAUAAGUUUUCAUAGUUUCUGCUUCAUCAGCUGCAAUAAGAAGCUGUGUGUGUUUCAAUAGUAAUAGCACUUUAUCUUCAUCUGGAAUAAAUUAUUGUAGAAGAACAAGAAUGCUCUAGCAAGGACAUGGUGAUAAAAGCGUGUGUGUGGUUAAAAACUUUAUUUUUCACAUAAUUAUGCCAGGAAAGAUAUUCCCACAUGGUGGAUGGUGUGUGGACAGCAGAGGGAUCUGCAGGAUUCAGGCAUGAAGUGUUUGAAACAGUCAGACAAUUAAAGGGAAAUCCAGACAAAGCAGCUCGAUGUUUCUCUUCUAUCGUGUCUGUAAGCUGAAAUGAUUGAGAUGUAAUAAAAGCAUCACGGCUGAAAUUCAAACCUGCUUCCUCAGUAAUAAAAGUCAUUAACAUGUAAAAA